AGACAAACAGAGACGAGGAGAUAUACCUGGAGAGAGAAGACAAGGGUGAAGUUAUGGAGAUAGCAAGAAAAACAGUCUGAAGGUGUGGAGGAGAGAUGACCAAAGCGAGGUGAAGAGAUGGGCUCUGUUCGCUGGGCUUUUCUCUGUGGGUCCUGGAGACCCAGCAGGUCUGAGUGGAUGUUAGCUAACCGCUGCAUCCAGCGGGAGGAAAGAGACAGGAUCGGACAGUUCGUGUUUGCAAAGGAUGCAAAGUCAGCCAUGGCUGGCAGGUUGCUGCUGAGGAGAUUUGUGUGUGAGAGGAUGGGGAUCCCGUGGUCAGAGAUCAGAUUGGAGCGAUCUCCCAGGGGGAAACCUUACCUGGCAGCUCCACUAAAGGUCAGAUCAGAUUCAGGCACUGAACCCCUGUCCUGGAGUUUUAAUCUGUCCCACCAGGGGGACUACGCUGUGCUCGCUGCAGAGCAGGGAGGGCAGGUGGGAGUGGAUAUCAUGAAGAACACCAUGCCAGGUACCAGCUCUGUGCCAGAGUUUUUCCGCAUCAUGACUCGUCAGUUUACAGCGUACGAGUGGAGCGUCAUCCAAUCAGCCGGCACGGAGCACCUGCAGCUUGCCGCGUUCUACCGCCACUGGGCCUUGAAGGAGAGCUUCAUCAAAGCCAUUGGCACGGGUCUGGGCUUUAACCUGCAGAGGGUGGAGUUUCACCUGGCCCCUGAACCGCUCACACAGAAACAUGUACUGCGCCAGACCAAGAUGCAUCUCGAUGAGGAAGAAGAAGAGGACUGGAUAUUUGAAGAGAGCUUGCUGGAUGCUGACCAUCAUGUUGCUGUAGCAUUCGGACCAACAGACAAAACGGGGUCUGAGCUUUUUCGUCCGUCUCUUCCCCCUGCCAGCUCAUUUGCGCUGCUGUCGUUCAGCGACCUCACCGCCUCCGCCUCCCCUCUGACGGAGGAAGACCCCGCCUGCUGGGACAGCUUCGAGAUGAAGGCUGAAGCUCCACAGAGACAAAGAGACACACACACAUCCGAACAACCACCUGUCUCACGCUGACGCUCACCUGAUAUGCACACACACAUACACACCUUUCAUAAGUGCCAAAAUGAAACGCACUCUCACUGACAGUGAAGCUGCUUUUUCAUUCAACACAAGUCCAGUCAAGUUUAUUUAUAAAACCAAGGAUCACAGGUCUGUCUCACAGGACUUCAGAAUCCUCACAGAAUCUGACACCUUCUAUCUUUAAAUCCUCGGUUCAGGUGGAGAAGAAGUCUCAAAAGAAAUCUGAUUCACACACGAGAAAUACUGUGUGGUACAUCCGAACAUUAAAUGUUGAUCAAUACAUUGAUAGUGUGUACAUUAUAUUAACUUCCUGUAUAAUUUAAGAAUACACAUUGUCCAACAAGCUUCUCAUUAUUGAUCCUUAUCGGCCUCACCAAUUCAUUGUGUGUGUGACGUACAAUAUGUAAUCAAAUGUUUCCUCUCAAGGCAUCAGCCAUUUAUUUUUUUCUCCUGCAGUUAUUACAAGUUCCAUGCAGAGCAACAUGUAAAGUAUCCAAGUACUACUUUGCAUUGUGUUGUACAUUUUUUUUAAUCUUUUCAGUCCUGCUCACAUCUGUGUGUGUCCUCUUCUUGUCUCACAUGGAAGUACAUGUGCACAGAGCUGGGUAAUCAUUCAAUGUGGUUACAGAUCAAUAUUCUGUAGUAUUUUAGCUCAUGAUCAUAUUAUGUCUUCCUGUUUUCAUAUGCUACCAUACCAGUUUUUAUUAAAAUACAUUGGUUAUUGAGCAUUUUGUUUUAUCCUUUAAAGUUAUUAUUUUAGUUAUAAUCUGAAGCAUUUCAGUGGCAGCGCAGUUUGCAAAUGAAUGCAAA
Molecule: messenger RNA, 1860 nt
Organism: Trematomus bernacchii (emerald rockcod)
Lineage: Eukaryota; Metazoa; Chordata; Actinopteri; Perciformes; Nototheniidae
Gene: aasdhppt
Product: aminoadipate-semialdehyde dehydrogenase-phosphopantetheinyl transferase
Exons: 8
Coding region: 118-1044 (308 amino acids)
Cellular component (GO): cytosol
Molecular function (GO): holo-[acyl-carrier-protein] synthase activity; magnesium ion binding
Source: RefSeq, a predicted model, not a curated record